This is a messenger RNA of Paramecium octaurelia, 376 nucleotides long. The record is from the annotation of a GenBank genome assembly. NCBI's taxonomy places the organism in Eukaryota, Ciliophora, Oligohymenophorea, Peniculida, Parameciidae.
AUGUUUGAAUUUGGAUAUGAAUCUGCAUUUGUGAGAUUGAAUGAAGAAGAUCAAUAUCAUCUAUUAUAGACUCAUUAUCCAUGGAUUGGUGAUAGAACUAGACUACGCGAAAAUUCACAUUCUAAUUUUGCAAAGAGAAUUUAGAAUCAUAUUGGAAUCAAGGUAUUCUAUUUAUUAAAAGUAGAAUAGAUCAAGUAUAAAUAAAAGUUAGUGUAUUAAUUUAAUUAAGUUGUUGAAUCCAAAAAUGAAAAUGAGAGAGUUUUUGCUAUAAUAAGACUAGGAAAGAAUAAAUUAGACAAAUUUAAAAGAAAUUAUUAAUUGGAAACAUGAAGAAAAAUUAAUUGUUUCCCUAGAUCCUAUGAAUGGAAAUAUUUGA